AUGGCCCUGAACGUUAAGGCGGCGGCUAUGAUGUCAAUCAUCGCCGAGCAGCUACUCUAUGGGUUCUCGAUCCUGAUGUUUGGCGCGACUGCAAGAAUCCUCAUAUCCGAUGCACUGAAGCGCCGCCCCAACUGGAUCAUGAUGGUGGCUUCUGCGGCGUUCUUCAUCUUGAGCACCGUGCAUAUGGUGGUUGUAGUGUUGUGGGUGUAUGAGGGCUUCGUUCGUUUGAAUGGCCGACACCUAACGUCCUACUUCAACUCGUCGGCGCACCCGUACGUAACGGCGAAGAAUAUCGCUUACCUUUUGGAAACGACGUUGGCCGACAUGAUCCUUAACGUCUGGGUGAUUCUCCCAAGCUCGCUAACUGCCGCGGCAUCGGCUGCCCUCAUGUCUUGGGUGUUCGCACAUAUCACACGAUCCGGCGAACAUUGGUUCGUCGGCAGCGCCGAAAGAAUCCUCUAUGCUGCUUAUGCAUUCAUGCUCUUCACUAGUUUGGCUUCCACGAGUUUGCUGGGCUACAAACUAUGGAUCACCGAGCGCUUCAUGUCUCGGUACCGCCAGAAUUUAUUUGGCCCUUCUAUCGAGAUAGUUGUACAAUGCGGGGCGCUAUAUUCUCUGACGUUGAUUAUGGUCGUCCUGACCACCAAGUUGAGCUACUUCGCCUCGUACGUAGCGGUCAACGUAGCGGGUCAGAUUAUACCCAUCACCUUCUAUGCUAUCAUCCUCCGCGUGAGGAUAGCAAGGCGUAGAAGGGACGAAGCCAUCGCGAUGUCGACCUGGCGAAGCGGACCUGGAGACGAGAGCAUCGGGCAUGGAGUCCGAGAUGCAGAGAUAGAGGUGCACAUUUCCCGCUUCUGCGAGGAAAGCAGAGAGUUCGUGGGGGCAAAAUAA
This is a messenger RNA of Coniophora puteana RWD-64-598 SS2, 891 nucleotides long. RefSeq lists its product as uncharacterized. Bases 1 to 891 code for a protein of 296 amino acids. NCBI's taxonomy places the organism in Eukaryota, Fungi, Basidiomycota, Agaricomycetes, Boletales, Coniophoraceae. The record is from RefSeq and is a predicted model, not a curated record. The transcript has 7 exons.